AUGCGCGCGAACGACGGCGUCGUCGCGGACGCGGACGCGGCGAACGAACUCGCCGUCGUGGACGCGGCGAGCGAACGCAAGUCGUGGGCGCACGCGGCGAAGACGUGGGCGCGCGCGGCGCAGUUGUGCGUCGUCUUCUCGCCGCUCGCGCUCUUGGCGCCGAUUUUACUUCGCGACGGAUGGACGUGGGGGAAUGAGCUCUGGUACGGGCUCUUGCGUCGAAUUCUCGAAGCGUCGGGACCGGCUUUCAUCAAGUGGGGUCAGUGGGCGAGCACGAGAUACGACGUCUUCCCGGCGGCUUUGUGCCGCGAGCUCGAGCGCUUGCAGGCGGGCGCGCCCGAGCAUAGCUGGAAAGAGACGAAGGCAAUUUUAGAACGCUCGUACGGCGUCGGAGCCGACGGUAAGCUGAACAAGUUUGAGGAGAUCUUCGAGUGGUUCGAUGAGAAAGUGCUCGCGAGCGGGUCGGUGGCGCAAAUUCACCGCGCUCGGCUCAAGCCGGGCCGGCUCGUCAACGGGCGCAUUCGUCGCGGCGGGCAAAAACGCGAAGUCGCCGUCAAGGUUCGACACCCGGGCGUGGUUGACGCGCUGACGCGUGAUUUCGAAAUACUGGUGUGGAUGGCCGGUCUUUCAAAAAGCAUCAAAUGGCUCGAGCCUUUGCAACUCGAAAAUACGAUUCAACAGUUCGGCGUGCACAUGCUUCAGCAAGUCGAUUUCAGGCACGAGGCGGACAACUUGGACAAGUUUCGAAAGAGCUUUUUACUCAUGCCGGCGAUUAGUUUCCCUACGCCGAUCCCAGGGUUAGCGACGGAGGAGAUUUUGGUGGAGACGUACGAGGAGGGCGUGAGCAUUGCCUCUUAUUUGCUCUCCCCCGAAGCAGACAAGGAGAUGCUCGGAAGCGAGCAAAACAAAACGCUCGCAGGUUUGGGAGUGAAAACGUUGUUCAAGAUGCUCAUCGAUGACAACUUUUUGCACGCAGACUUACACCCGGGUAAUAUUCUCGUUCGGUUACCUAACGGCUCGACGUCGACGCUCUCCGACGCGUCGCCAGAAAUCAUCAUUUUAGACACUGGUUUGGCGACGCGGCUGACGCCGUUUCAUCAAGCAUCGCUCGCGAAGAUGUUUCACGCCAUCGUUACGUGGGAUGGGUCCACGGUCGCCGACUCCAUCUUGUCUUUUGCCGACAACGUCAAGGCGAAUGUCGAUUACACGGAUUUCCGAGCCGACAUCGCGAAAGCGGUGGACCAAUUUUCGUCUACCACGCCGCGUGCUGGCGAGUGUAUGGGGGCGAUAUUUGAAACCGUGCAAAAGUACCAUUUGUGUUUAGAUCCCAACGUGAUGAUCGCGGUCGUGACCGUGAUGGUGCUGGAGGGCUGGCAGUGGCGGUUGGACCCGACGGUGAACAUUCUCGACUACCUCGACGACGUGCUGAAGGCGAGCGCGCGCAAGUACGCGAGACUGGCAAUCGCGGAUUAUGCGCUCAGAGAUAUGUGGUCACCUUUUAGCGAACCGAACGCGUUCUCCGCGACGGCAGCGGACCCGAUGGCGGCUUUAAAAGCUCAAGGCGACGACUACGUCGGCGCCGCGGUGUACGGAAUGUAG
Ostreococcus lucimarinus CCE9901 is the source of this 1599-nucleotide messenger RNA. RefSeq lists its product with no specific name. The record is from RefSeq and is a predicted model, not a curated record. The transcript is spliced from 3 exons. Bases 1 to 1599 code for a protein of 532 amino acids. NCBI's taxonomy places the organism in Eukaryota, Viridiplantae, Chlorophyta, Mamiellophyceae, Mamiellales, Bathycoccaceae.